GAAAUAGGAUGAUAACAUAAUACUCACUAAGCAUGACAGGGACGACAAGCAGGUCGUACAAGAUGUCGGCUACGCAGAGUCCGGACAGGAGGAGGUUGGGUGGUUCGUGCAGCCGCUCGUCCAACCACACUGUCCCGAUCACCGCAGUGUUCCCCAACAAGCACAGGGUCAGGACCACCAGAAACGCCGUGCCGAAGAUCAGAGGUAAGGACGGAAGUGGCGGUGCCGUGGUGACAUUCCAAGCCGUGCAGUUGACAGAGGUGAGGUUCUCCACGGUGCAGUUCCGCCCGGGCUCCAUCUCACCGGUCCCCUGGAAUCCACCCGCCCGUUACUGAUGACGAGAACACGCCAUGGCG
Branchiostoma floridae (Florida lancelet) is the source of this 356-nucleotide messenger RNA. RefSeq lists its product as uncharacterized. The transcript is spliced from 2 exons. Lineage: Eukaryota; Metazoa; Chordata; Leptocardii; Amphioxiformes; Branchiostomatidae. Bases 33 to 335 code for a protein of 100 amino acids. The record is from RefSeq and is a predicted model, not a curated record.